AUGAGUACCAUGAAAUUUUGCCGCGAAUGCAACAAUAUCCUGUACCCAAAAGAGGACAAGGACCAGAAGAUCCUCCUCUAUGCGUGCCGCAACUGCGAUCACCAGGAGGUUGCUGACAACAACUGUGUCUACAGAAAUGAGAUACACCAUGCUGUUGGGGAACGCACUCAAAUAUUGCAAGAUGUAGCUGCAGAUCCAACUCUCCCUCGAACCAAAGCGGUGCGGUGUUCAGAGUGCAAGCAUGGAGAAGCUGUCUUCUUUCAGGCAACUGCUAGAGGAGAGGAGGGUAUGACAUUGUUCUUUGUUUGCUGCAACCCCAGCUGUGGCCAUAGGUGGAGAGACUAA
This is a messenger RNA of Prunus armeniaca (apricot), 345 nucleotides long. NCBI's taxonomy places the organism in Eukaryota, Viridiplantae, Streptophyta, Magnoliopsida, Rosales, Rosaceae. The record is from the annotation of a GenBank genome assembly.